Vidua macroura (Pin-tailed whydah) is the source of this 592-nucleotide messenger RNA. RefSeq names its product galectin-related protein A-like. The transcript has 4 exons. The coding region runs from base 147 to 578 and encodes 143 amino acids. Lineage: Eukaryota; Metazoa; Chordata; Aves; Passeriformes; Viduidae. The record is from RefSeq and is a predicted model, not a curated record. Gene Ontology annotation, molecular function: carbohydrate binding.
GGGCUGGGUGGUGUCCAGCCAGUGUUUGGCAGAGAUAAGACCCCCCUCGACAUCCUCCCUUUAUUCUGGGCUUUUUGUUUGCUUUUGUCCUGACACGCAAAACAAAAGCUCCUCCGGGGACUGCAGCGGCGAGGCAAGUGUAAGAGAUGACAGAGGAGAGGUGUGCCAAAGUGGAGCAGUAUGUUGGUGAAAUUAAAGGUGGCCUGAGACCAACCAUGAAACUCACAGUCAUAGGCAUGGUACAUUCCAAACCCAAGAGCUUUUCAGUGACUCUGCUCUGUGAUCCAGUGGAUGCCAACAAAGAUGUUGGGCUGUUAUUUACAGUUAACUUCAGUGAGAAAUCCAUCACCCGAAAUGCACGAAUUGCUGGGAAAUGGGGAAGAGAAGAGAAGACUAUUCCCUACUUUCCAUUUACAGCAGGCGACACGUUCAAGAUGGAGCUCUUAUGUGAACACCAGCAAAUACGAGUCUUGCUUGAUGGACGGCAGCUCUGUGACUUCACUCACCGCAUUCAGCCUCUGAGCUUAGUGAAAGCUUUGCGGAUCUCAGGGGACAUCAAGCUUACCAAAGUGGCUUGAAAAAACGAUCAAGA